Messenger RNA from Octopus sinensis (East Asian common octopus), 1808 nucleotides. RefSeq lists its product as uncharacterized. Lineage: Eukaryota; Metazoa; Mollusca; Cephalopoda; Octopoda; Octopodidae. The transcript has 2 exons. The record is from RefSeq and is a predicted model, not a curated record. Bases 37 to 1593 code for a protein of 518 amino acids.
GAACCUGAUUUUGACAGGAAGGAAUUCUUAGGAGCCAUGACUCUGAGUAAUUUAAGACCACAAUGCAUCACGGAGUACCUGCAAGUUGGGGACAACUUAGCUGUCCAGCUUCAAGUCCAUCCUAUCACUGCCCCCGCAUCCAAAGAGACUGGCGUCUCAGAGUACUGGUUCUGUGACCGCCAUCUUCAGGAAGUUCUACAGUUGAUCAAGAAACCCCUCUUUGACUGGAUGCAAGAAAGCAGGGAAGACGAAAAACAGAAGAAAAACCAUGAACCCAAAAUCUUAACUGGUAAUACAAUAAGACUGGUUUAUACGUUUAAGAAAAACCCUACAAGACAGUAUUUUCUAAUAAUGAACUUAGACUCUGGUGCUAAAAGCCACAUUAAUAAGCGUUUCCAAAAUCUUUGUUUAAAAAGUGAAAAAAUUGUCGUCUUUGUUUGUCGUAAAGAAAAAGGUUUCUCACCCUUGCUGACCGCCGUGUCCAGCUCUGCCAAUAAGACGUCAGAAACUUCCCAAACGUUAACAAUUAGUGACUAUUUCGGCGGCUGUGACAAUAACGAGGAACAGCCAGGGUCCGUUUCUUCUCAGUCCGGGGAUGAUAAAUUGACCAAAAGAGAGAAACUGAAGACUAUAGUGAGUCGGGAGAAACGGUUGCGUAGCAGGAAGAGAAACACUCAACAUUUAGUUGCUAAAAGUAAAGUGCCCGAGGUUCCUGAAGACCAAGAUUCUUUAAAAUCACCCAAAAAAUCGGCUGAAAAUAAGAACAAAGUUUCAAACACAGAUGAAAAUUCAAAGUCACGGAAAAGUUCCAAUUCCUGCAAGAAUGCCAAAUUGGUAAAUGAAAAGGGCUCGAAUGACGAUUUGGUCAACAAAAAAAUUGUAAAUAAACGUAACUGCAUCAAAGAAUUAGACAGUGAUGGCAGCACGUCGUCAUGCGAAAACUUACCCUAUUAUGGUUUCUCGAAGUCCAGCAAUUCCGAAGACCAUUAUAUCUCGAGUUCCUUUGAGCAAGACUUGGAUUUCGAAUCAUCGUACGGUGGUUCGCCAGUGAAGAGUCCCUCGAAAUUAAGCAGCAUCGGUAACAUCAGUGCCUCGACCGAUGCCACUCUGAACCAGUCGGACAUGAAUAAGAACGAAACGAAGACGAAAGAAAAUUGUGAGAAAAUGAAACUGCAAGGACUCAAAGACUCAUAUUCUUUAAAAACUGUUUUAUGUUCUGAAGAAAAUUCUGAUAUAGAUUCGGUGAAUAUCAAUGUGUUGAACUUAACUCCAAACCAGAUUCUGCUGUUAGUAAAAGACAGUAAACAGUAUUUACGUAACAUCUUCCAAGGGAAAGGAAUAAGUUGGCGACAUAAAAUGUACAAAAACGGUGGAACCGAUCGUCUACAACUAAAUUAUUUAUGUUUCUGGGGUUGUCUGUCGAGCAGCCAAUUGGACAGUAUUAUGGAAGGUUUGUUCAAAAUGUUCUGUAAGAGACACAUGAAGUAUGCCGAUUACGUGUCGAAGGUGCUGCUGGCCGAAAUGAUAACGAAGAUCUAUAUGGACACUUGUCAUCUCUCUCACGAAGAGGCUGAGACAUUGCUUCAGAAAUAAGAAUGAAGUAACAACAUCAACAACAACAACACAGACCUGUAACAACAAUGAUUGUCUUUGAGUUACCGUUUCCACAAGUGGGGUGACAGCAGUUGGCUAAUAAAGGAAUUAUUUGCCCCCACACUAAUUACAGGUAUCUCAAUGCAACUCAGUAAUUCAUUCUUGAACAAGUCAUUUAACUCUACUCUUUCCAUAAAAUUCUAUUUUGAUUCCGA